AUGUCGGUGUGCGAAAUCGAAACCUCGGAAACGUACGAAAAGGGCAAACCGAAGAGAGGCGGUUUGUCCGACCCUCGGAUGGGGACCAUGGACAGAGGGACGGUGUGUGAAACGGACGGGGCGGAUUCGGUGCACAAUCCGGGGUAUUUUGGACACUUGGAGUUGGCGAAACCGGUGUAUCAUCACGGAUUUUUAAACGUCGUGUUGAAGGUUUUGAGGUGCGUGGGAUAUUCUUCGUCGAGAAUUUUGUUGGAUCCGGAAACUGACGCGAGGUUUAACCAAAUCAUGCGGAUUCAGAACCCGAAACAUCGAUUAAAGAAAUUGACGGACGCGUGCAAGACCAGGACGGAGUGUCCGCACACCGGGACGGCGCAACCGUCGUAUCGGUGCGAAGGGAUGAAGAUUACCGCGAACUUUGAGAAGUGCGACGAGGAGUUGUUGCCGGACGGUGGGGAGAGGAAAGUGGUGAUUACCGCGGAGAAGGCGUUGCAGAUUUUGAAGAAUAUUUCGGACGAAGAUUGUAGAUUGCUGGGAUUAGACCCAGAACACGCGAGACCGGAUUGGUUCAUUUUGCAAGUCAUGCCGAUUCCACCGCCGCCGGUGAGACCGUCGGUAUCCUUCGAUGCCUCGACGAGAAGCGAGGAUGAUUUGACGGUGAAAUUGAUGGAGAUUGUUCGAACGAAUAAGAACUUACAGAGACAAGAACAAAACGGGGCGCCGGCGCACGUGGUGGAUGAGUUUGCCGAGUUGUUGCAAUAUCAUAUCAUGACCUUCAUGGAUAACACGGUGGCUGGGCAACCGAGAGCGAUGACGAGAUCGGGGAGACCGAUUAAGAGUAUUUCGGAACGUUUAAAAGGGAAAGCCGGGAGAAUUCGAGGGAACUUGAUGGGGAAGCGCGUUGAUUUUUCCGCGAGAACGGUCAUCACGCCCGAUCCAAACUUGAUGUUGGAUCAACUCGGCGUUCCGUGGUCGAUUGCUUUGAAUAUGACGUACCCGGAAACAGUUACGCCGUACAACAUCGACGAGUUGACGAGAUUGGUGGAGAAUGGACCGCACCCACCGCCGGGGGAAACGGGCGCCAAGUACAUCAUUCGCGAAGACGGCCAACGUUUGGAUUUGCGAUUUUUGAAGAAAGCGUCGGAGAAGAAGUUGGAGUUUGGGUAUCGCGUUGAAAGACACAUGAAGAACGACGACGUGGUUUUGUUUAACCGUCAGCCGUCUUUGCACAAAAUGAGUAUCAUGGGACACAGAGUGCGCAUCAUGCCGUACUCGACGUUUCGUAUGAACAUCUCCGUGACGCCUCCGUACAACGCCGAUUUCGAUGGCGAUGAAAUGAACAUGCACUUGCCGCAAUCGUACGAAACGAGAGCGGAAGUUGCCGAGUUGAUGAUGGUACCGAAAAUGAUCGUAUCUCCGCAAGCGAACAAGCCGGUUAUGGCCAUCGUGCAAGAUACGCUUUUGGGGUGCCGAAAAAUGACUUCUCGAGAAACGUUCAUCAAAAAAGACGUGUUCAUGAACAUCAUCAUGUGGUUGGAAAACUGGGACGGGAAAGUGCCGAAACCAGCGAUUUUGAAACCAGAGCCGUUGUGGACCGGGAAGCAAGUGUUAUCGAUGAUGCUUCCGCACAUCAACUUGAUUCGCACGUCCUCGUGGGCCAGAGACGCGGAUGAUUUAGAUUUCAGCGUAGACGAUACCGGGGUGAGGAUCGAACGAGGCGAAUUAAUUACCGGUACUUUGUGUAAGAAAACCAUGGGAUCUGGCGGUGGCGGUUUAAUUCACGUCACGUGGGAAGAGUGGGGACCGACGGCGGCGAGAAAUCUCGUUUCCGAGGUUCAACGACUCGUCAAUUAUUGGCUUCUACACCACGGUUUUACGUGCGGUAUCAUCGAUACGAUUGCCGAUGACGGUACCAUGCGCACUAUUAACGAUACCAUCACCAAGGCGAAGAGUGAUGUUAAAGCGGUGAUCAAACUCGCACAAAACGGCGAGUUGGAAUCGCAACCGGGGAUGACGAUGCAGCAGUCGUUUGAACAAAAAGUGAACCAAAUCUUGAACAAGGCGAGAGACGAUGCCGGCACAGCCGCGCAAGUUUCUUUGAAGGAUUCAAAUAACGUUAAAAUGAUGGUGCAAGCCGGUUCUAAGGGUUCUUUCUUAAACAUUUCGCAGAUGUGCGCGUGCGUCGGUCAGCAAAACGUCGAAGGAAAACGUAUCCCGUACGGUUUCGUGGACAGAAGUUUACCGCAUUUUUCCAAGGAUGAUUUCGGUCCCGAGUCUCGAGGUUUCGUCGAAAACUCGUACUUAAGAGGGUUGACCCCUCAAGAAUUCUUCUUCCACGCCAUGGGUGGCCGCGAAGGUCUCAUCGAUACCGCGGUGAAAACCUCCGAAACCGGUUACAUUCAGAGACGUUUGGUCAAGGCGAUGGAAGACGUCAUCGUAAAAUACGACGGUACGGUUAGAAAUUCCGUCGGAGAUGUCAUUCAAUUUCUUUACGGGGAAGAUGGUAUGGACGCGACGGCUGUUGAAUCGCAAAAGGUUGACACGUUGCGUUUAUCCAACGCGCAGUUCGAGGCGAAGUUUCGCGUGGACCCGGACGUUCCGGGAUGGAACGACGGGUGGUUGAGCGACGAAAGAGCCGAGGCGAUUUCUCGCGAUCAAGAGAAAAGACAGUUAUUGGAUCUCGAGUGGGAAACGUUACUCUCAGAUCGAGACAAUUUGCGUUACACCUUAGCGAAUGGCGAUCCAGGCGUGCACUUGCCUGUGAAUUUGAAGAGAAUCAUCUGGAACGCGCAAAAAGAAUACGCCAACCCGAAAAAGUCAGACACCAAGGCGUUCAUGGAAAACGAGUUAGAUCCAGAUUACAUCAUCACGUGCGUCCGCGAUUUGCUUUCCAAACUCAUCGUCGUACCAGGUAAAGACGAGUUAUCGAUUGAAGCCCAGAGAAAUGCGACGAUUUUGUUUUACGCGCAAGUCAGAGCGUGCUUGGCAACGAAACGCGUCAUGAAGGAACACAAACUCGGCGUCUCUGCGUUUAACUGGGUCAUCGGUGAAAUCGAAUCCAGAUUUAAACAAGCGUUGGCACCACCGGGCGAUGGUAUUGGUACCGUAGCCGCGCAAUCCAUCGGGGAACCGGCGACGCAGAUGACUUUGAACACUUUUCACUUUGCGGGCGUUUCUGCCAAGAACGUCACCUUGGGUGUCCCUCGAUUAAAAGAAAUCAUCAACAUUGCCAAGUCAAUUAAGACGCCAUCUUUGACGAUUGCUUUACGGAAAGAUUUAGCCAGCGAUCGUGGUCACGCGAAGAAUGUACAAGCGACGUUAGAGUACACCACGUUAGCUUCCGUAGCUGCGAUGACUGAAAUUUGGUACGACCCUGACGUUCAAGAUACGGUGAUCCCAUUCGAUAAAGAGUUUGUGAAAUCCUAUUACGAAAUGCCGGACGAGGAAAUUGACCCGAACCGAAUCUCUCCGUGGUUGUUAAGAAUUGAAUUGAACCGAGAGAUGAUGGUCGAUAAGAAAUUGUCCAUGGCGGACGUCGCGGAGAGAAUCUCCGAGGAGUUCCAAGACGACAUUCACGUCAUUUUCAACGAUGAUAACAGCGAAAAGCUCAUUUUGCGCUUGCGGUUAAUUACGCCAGAAGGCAAAGCUGCCGAUGCGGACGAAGGUGUCAUUGAGGACGAAGUCUUCCUCAGACGUAUCGAAGCGCAGUUAUUAUCCACGCUCGCGUUGCGAGGUAUUCCGGACAUUAAGAAAGUGUUCAUCCGCGAGGCGAAUUCGACGCAACUCAACGAAGCCACGGGUACUUUUGAAAAGCACUCGGAGUGGAUGCUCGAUACGGAAGGGUGCAACUUGCUCGAAGUCAUGGCGCACCCAGACGUUGACUUUUCGAGAACAACCUCGAACCAUCUCGUGGAAGUGAUCACCAUCCUCGGUAUCGAAGCCGUACGAAACGCGUUGUUGAAAGAACUCAGAGGCGUCAUCGAAUUCGACGGUUCAUACGUCAACUACAGACAUUUGGCGAUUCUCGUCGAGGUAAUGACGUACAGAGGCCAUUUGAUGUCCAUCACUCGUCACGGUAUUAACCGCGCGGAAACUGGUCCGUUGAUGCGAUGUUCGUUUGAGGAAACCGUCGAUAUCCUCAUGGAAGCGGCGGCGUUUUCGGAGAGAGAUGGAAUGACUGGCGUGAGUGAAAACAUCAUGCUCGGCCAAUUCUGUCCAGUCGGUACGGGUGAAUUCGGUCUGCAUCUCAACGAAGAGAUGUUGAAAGACGCCAUUGACUUGGACUUGUUCGGGAAUCCGCAAGGUGCCGGUGCUGGCAUGACGAGCGCGACGCCGGGUAGAGAGAUGGUGAUGACCCCGGGUGGCGGCGUCGGCGCGAGAUCUCCGAGCUUCUUGAUCUCCCCGGCGCGUUCGCCAUUCGAUGCGAGCAUGGCGUUCUCGCCGGCGAAUUAUGAUUACGGUCAAGGUGGUGCAGGUGGUGCUGGUUUGCCUGGAUUCAGUCCGGGUGGUGCAGGGUAUUCUCCAACUAGUCCAGGGUACUCACCGACGAGCCCGGCGUAUUCGCCGACGAGCCCGGCGUACUCACCGACGAGCCCGGCGUACUCGCCGACGAGCCCGGCGUACUCACCGACGAGCCCGGCGUACUCACCGACGUCUCCGGCGUAUUCGCCGACGAGUCCAGCGUACUCGCCGACGAGCCCAGCGUAUUCACCGACGUCUCCGGCGUAUUCGCCGACGAGUCCAGCGUAUUCGCCGACAAGUCCAGCGUAUUCGCCGACGUCGCCGGCGUAUUCGCCAACGUCGCCGGCGUAUUCACCGACGAGUCCAGCGUACUCACCAACGUCGCCGGCGUACUCGCCAACGUCGCCGCAAUACUCGCCAACUGGAGGGACUUUAUCGCCGUCAGCUUCACCGACGUCGCCGAUUUACUCUCCGAGCGGACCGCAAUAUUCUCCGCAAGCGCCGAACAUGUCGCCGGAGCAAGACGAGGAGGACGAGGAAAAGUAA
Molecule: messenger RNA, 5004 nt
Organism: Bathycoccus prasinos
Lineage: Eukaryota; Viridiplantae; Chlorophyta; Mamiellophyceae; Mamiellales; Bathycoccaceae
Product: RNA polymerase II largest subunit
Exons: 1
Coding region: 1-5004 (1667 amino acids)
Biological process (GO): transcription by RNA polymerase II
Cellular component (GO): RNA polymerase II, core complex
Molecular function (GO): DNA binding
Source: RefSeq, a predicted model, not a curated record